AUGCCAUCGUGGCUGCGAAGAAUGUUAGAGAGGGGUUCUAUGUCAAUUUUCACAAAUACAAUCGCCGUAGACGGCACGCUUCGGAGGCGCGAAGCUGUCGAGAACGAGACGCGCGAUGUCAUUCCGGUGCUCGCUCGGUUAUGUGAGCAGGACAAAUCCGUUCAACGUGCUUUUUUUUGCAGCCCAAAGGUCCAUCAGAUCUCGAAGAUCCCCAAAGAAGGAGGAUUUUGCGGGUAUAGGAAUAUCCAAAUGCUAAUCACGUACAUGAAAGAAACUCAACUUCCGGGGCAUGAGCGUUUCCCACAAGAGCUACCCACGAUCUUCCAACUACAAGAUAUGAUCGAAGAUGCGUGGGACAAUGGUUUUAAUAGUGUAGGGAGGGUCGAAACAGGAGGUAUCCGAGGAACUAGGAAGUACAUUGGCACGCCAGAGGCACAAGCGCUGUUCUCGAGUCUCGGCAUACAGUGCGAAGCAAAUAGCAUUGGUGCCUCGAAGGAAGUGCGUGCACAUGACGCACUAUACAUGAAUGUUGCGGCUUAUUUUCGAGAAUCAUGUGCUUUAGAGGAAGGACACAAAGUCAUGCAGACAAACUUGCCCCCUAUUUACUUCCAGCAUCAGGGACACUCCAUGACAAUUAUCGGUUUCGAAAUUCGUGACGGUGGUAGCGCAAACAUACUAGUCUUCGAUCCUAUGUUCCGAACACCUCCAGCAGUGAAGCGGCUCAGAGGGCCCCAGGCACUGACGUCGGACCCCGCACGCGUAUUGAAGGUAUACAGACGAGGCACAGCAUAUCUGCAAAAGUACAAGGUAUUUGAGCUUCUAAAGCUUAAAUAUUCCGCCAAUUCGUCUAGCAAAUAG
Aspergillus niger is the source of this 858-nucleotide messenger RNA. RefSeq lists its product as uncharacterized. The transcript is spliced from 5 exons. Lineage: Eukaryota; Fungi; Ascomycota; Eurotiomycetes; Eurotiales; Aspergillaceae. The record is from RefSeq and is a predicted model, not a curated record. Bases 1 to 858 code for a protein of 285 amino acids.